Messenger RNA from Drosophila hydei, 835 nucleotides. RefSeq lists its product as uncharacterized. The coding region runs from base 124 to 510 and encodes 128 amino acids. Lineage: Eukaryota; Metazoa; Arthropoda; Insecta; Diptera; Drosophilidae. The record is from RefSeq and is a predicted model, not a curated record. The transcript has 3 exons.
UAAGAACGAGACUGUGAUAAGGAUGACUAAUCCAAAUGUAGGCGUGGAUCUCGUCUAUCACAAGCCAGUGGUUCAAUUCCAGGAAACGAAACAAAAGAAUUGAAUAUUUUGGGGACAGCGAACAUGGACAACAUGGAGGAUAAGGGAAGCUUGGGCAGCCCAACUCCGCGACCAUCAAUAAAGGCCUAUGAGAACAGCAGCCACUAUAGCAUCAGAGAGUCGAUCCGCAUCUGGCGUCACUUGUCCGCCCAGCGCAGGGCCUCACAGGCCGAAAGCAUGCUGUCCAGCCAGACCAAUCUGACCAACUACCAAGCGAGUAUACCUAAAAAUAUCAGAUCAAGUGCAAGUUCACGUCGACAAUCGGCUGUUCAGGAACUCUCAGUGGACAAUGUGGAGGAGAACAAAGCGCAGGACGUGCGCAGGAGCAACGCACCGACGCGCAUGUCGAGCGUGGGCACCGAUCUCUUCUACCACGAGCCGGUGCAGCUCUCCUCUACCAAAGACACCUAAGUAGAAACCAUUCGAAAUAUACCGAAGUCAACCAAUUGAAACCAUAUUGCUUUCCCGACAACGGAUGACUAAGUGAGACGAACUUUAAUCUUUCUCUUUCUGCAGGAGCUCUAGGUCAAGUCAGCUGCGCCCACUAGUUCUCUCAGACUUAAGCCUCGCAUCUCGUAGCUUCGUCUAUGCGUCACAUAUAGCAAACCCCUCAAAUGAUAUUCCAAUAAUUGGCAAUACGCAUUAUUCACACCCCGCCGACGCGUUCCAUCAGAGUUCAUAAAUAAUUUAUGAAAUAUCUCGCAACCCUCCACAGGCCGCCUUUUCAGCAAGGGUU